AUGUGGUGGUUGCUGACACAAUAUUUUGGUCUUCGUGGACGACAGGAGCAUCACGGCAUGAAAGUUGAAGACUUCACAAUUGGCAAAGACAACGACGGACUCGAGCACGUUGAAUACAUCGAACGUCCCACCAAAACAAGAAAUGGAAGCUUGUCGAAAAAGUCGACAGAUUUCCUGCCCAAGAUGUAUGCUACAGGUGAUGAAAGAUGUCCUGUUGCUCUGUUCCUCGAUCGUGAAAGUAACUGGUCACCGCAACUUGCAAUCGCUCGACGAUUAUAUGAUGGAGACGAACAAGAACAGCAGCAAAUGUCUUCCAGGAUAUCAUGGAGAAAUAGUCCGCAACGAUGGGGCAUGCACUUCAAGCCUGGCAAAAGUGGCAAUGCAACAACAGCAAGCCUUUCUUGCUGA
This is a messenger RNA of Paramuricea clavata, 408 nucleotides long. Lineage: Eukaryota; Metazoa; Cnidaria; Anthozoa; Malacalcyonacea; Plexauridae. The record is from the annotation of a GenBank genome assembly.